AUGCUUUCCCUCCUCCUAUCUUGGUGGUGGCCGCCCACAACCCAGAAUCCAAAAGGACCGGACAGACACGCCACGGGUCACCUCUACCUACCGGACACGCUCGCGUCGUGGCCGUGGCCACGCAGUGUCAAUCCGCACUACGAAACCGUGGCUGCCGAGUCGCUGCAGUGGCUCCAUUCGUACAACUUCUUCCCGGCCAAGGCCCAGUUGGCGUUUGACCGGUGCAAUUAUGAGCACAUCCGUAUCGGCUGUGACUUGAUGAAUGUCUUUUUUGUCAUCGAGGACGGCACCGACGACGAAUCCCCCGCAGAGACAACCAAGCGUGUCCGUCUGGUGACGGAGGCCCUCCGGAACCCGACGGUCGCCCGGCCGGAGGGUGAAUGGGGCGGUGUCGAGAUCGCCCGCGCGUUCUGGCACCGGGCGACCUCGACGCCGGGCGUGCGGCCGGCGACGGCGGCGCGUUUCCUGCGCCACUUUGAGGGCUAUCUGCAGGCGGUCGCCACGGAGGCGGCCGACCGGGCCAAAGAGCGUCUGCGCGGUCCACCCGUGUACACGCUCGACAGUUUCCUGCACGUGCGCCGGCGCACUGUCGGCGCCCUGCCGUCCUUUGUCCUGCUGGAGCUGGGCCUCCCCGCGCACGUGGACGACGAGUCCAUCACGGCGGCCGCCGACCACCCCCUCGUCCGCGAGCUGGCCAGCGUGGCCACCGACAUGAUUUUGAUUGGCAAUGACCUCGUCUCGUACGACCGCGAACGUGCCUCGGGCGCCGUCCACAACAUUGUCACCGUCGUCCUCAAAAACCCGCCCGACAAGGACGUCCCCCAUGCGCCCCCGCGCAUCGAGACGGUCCAGGACAGCGUCGACUGGGUGGCGGCCUACCACCAGACGCUCCUGGCGCGAUUCCUGGGCCUGUACGAGGCCGUCACCGUCCUCGCAGGGGCGCCCCAGGCCCUCCCCGGGAUGGUGGCCACCCCCCUCCUCCUCUACGCGGACGGCCUGGGCAACUGGGUGCGCGCCAACGACCAGUGGAGCUUCGAGAGCGUGCGGUACUUUGGGGCCAACGGGGGCGCGGUGCAGGCAACGCGGCGGGUGGAACUGGUGCCGAUGGGGGUGUGA
Molecule: messenger RNA, 1116 nt
Organism: Sporothrix brasiliensis 5110
Lineage: Eukaryota; Fungi; Ascomycota; Sordariomycetes; Ophiostomatales; Ophiostomataceae
Exons: 3
Coding region: 1-1116 (371 amino acids)
Source: RefSeq, a predicted model, not a curated record